This is a messenger RNA of Heterocephalus glaber (naked mole-rat), 3957 nucleotides long. RefSeq names its product syntabulin (gene Sybu). The record is from RefSeq and is a predicted model, not a curated record. Gene Ontology annotation, biological process: axonal transport of mitochondrion; synapse maturation. Gene Ontology annotation, cellular component: cytoplasmic microtubule. Lineage: Eukaryota; Metazoa; Chordata; Mammalia; Rodentia; Bathyergidae.
CACGUCAGCUGCUCCUUGUUGCUGUGCAGAUCGCCCAACAUCGGGGCAGCGCUUGCUCACACAGCUGAUAGGAGGGUUAGGAGACAAUGCUUUGUCAGCCUGACUGAGUCCAAGAGAGGCCCAGCACACGCAGGGUGUCAGCAGGCGCUGAGUGGACCCCUCGGACCUAGUCUAAGCCCCCAGUGGAAAGCUCUGAGCAAUCAGCGGGGCUCAGCUCUCUUCUUUUUCUCCUCUAAUCUUCACAGCUACCCUUGAGGUGCCUCCUCCUGGACGGCGGCGGCGGCGGCAGCAGCGGCGCGAUGGGGCCCCUGCGCGACGCCAAGAGGUUGGAGUGAGCAGUGGAAUUUUUGCCAAAUGCCCUUCCCAGGAAUCCAUUUUAGUAAGGCAGGGUGUUGGUGGCCUGAAAAGCACCCGAUCCGAAGCUGGCUCUGCAUGGAGGUGAUGUACACCCUGUACCUCCCUUCGCCUCAGUUUCCUGAUCUGUAAAUAGGGAUGUGGAUUCCUGGGGUCUCUGUGUUGCAGGCUGCGGUUUAAGAAGAACAGAGAUAAAGGCUGGGAGAGCACUUGAAAUUGGAAAACAUUGUCAGAAUAGUAGUUUUAAGCAUUUUAAAGCCAGGAGAUGGCAAAUCUAUUUAAUGCUGUAUUUUUAUGGAGAGAAAAACCUCUUCUCGUGGGUUGUCCUGUAAGGAAAACAAAAGCUAAACAUGAUGUAAAAGGUGGAGCCAUCCUCCUGGGUAUUGGAUCUGUUUGCUUUGCUGUUGGCAACAAGCCCUGGGUACCAGGAUAUUAAUGAAUAAUUAAGAACCUGUCUGGAAGAGGAGGGAUUUUAAAGAUAAGAGUGUGUUAUGUAUCAGAAAAAGAGAGACUCAUCUUAGGUAUAGGUGUCUACUUUGUGAGGAGACGGAAAAACAAGUCAAAUUGGCACAGGAAAGGCGAAAUGGAAGUCUAGAGGAAAUAACUAAUAAGCUGGAAUGUGCUGUGAGUAAUUAGGGAGCUCUGAGAGCCUAAAGCCUGAGUGUGCCAGAAGCCAAGCGAGAAGGUGAGUGAAGAAGGCCUGUGGCAGUGGGUGGAAGCGUGCGUGCGGGGCAAGCGUGCGGGCUGCUGAGUAGAUCAGAGAGAAGCCCAGUCCAGAGUCUGUGAGCUCUUUUCAGUGACAGAUAAGGCCGACUCUGAAGAGUUGCUGUUCAGAGAUGUGACUUCUCGGACACGGGCCCUGGAAGGAGCAGACGGGAGCUUGAGAGGGAGAAACAAGUUUCCUUCUGUUCUCUUUUCGAUGUCGGAUUUUGAGAAGGAGCAGAGGGUGCAGCAUCACGAGAAGGAGAUUCCCAGAAGCCGGAUUCCCCGAUUGAUUCUUCGGCCCCACCUGCCCCAGCAGCAGCAGAAGGUGUCCCCGACCUCUGAGUCUCCCUUCUCGGAGGAGGAGAGCAGAGAGUUCAACCCCAGCGGCUCUGGGCGCUCAGCGCGGACCAUCAGCAGCAACAGCUUCUGCUCAGAUGACACAGGCUGUCCUAGCAGCCAGUCAGUGUCUCCUGUGAAGACGCCCUCGGACACCGGAAACAGCCCCAUUGGCUUUUGCCCUGGAAGUGAUGAAGACUUUACCAGAAAGAAAUGCACAGUUGGAAUUCCUGGGGAGGGAAGCAUCCCAUCAGCUCGGCACAAGAAAGAAUUGAAGUCAGGCCUUGUAAAGCCAGGUAGUGAAGCUGAUUUCAGCUCCUCGAGCAGCACAGGCAGCAUCUCAGCUCCGGAGAUCCAUAUGUCUACAGCCGGAAACAAGCGGUCCGCUUUCUCACGCAAUCGAGGUCCCCAUGGACGGAGUAAUGGCGCUUCGUUGCACAAGUCUGGCAGCAGCCCACCAUCGCCUCGGGAGAAGGACCUUCUGUCCAUGCUGUGCAGGAAUCAGCUGAGCCCCAUUAACAUCCACCCUGGUUACGCCCCUUCAUCCCCGAGUAGUAGCAACUCAGGCUCCUACAAAGGAAGCGACUGCAGCCCAGUCAUGAGGCGGUCUGGAAGGUACAUGUCCUGUGGAGAAAAUCACGGUGUCAAACCCCCCAGUCCAGAGCAGUAUCUGACUCCUCUGCAGCAGAAGGAGGUUACCGUGAGGCACCUGAAGACCAAGCUGAAGGAGUCCGAGCGCCGGCUUCACGGAAGGGAAACUGAAAUCGUGGAGCUCAAGUCCCAGCUAGCUCGCAUGAGAGAAGACUGGAUCGAAGAAGAGUGCCACCGGGUAGAAGCCCAGUUGGCACUCAAAGAAGCCAGGAAAGAGAUUGAACAGCUCAAACAGGUCAUCGAGACCAUGAGGAGCAACUUGGCGGAUAAAGAUAAAGGCAUUCAGAAAUACUUUGUGGACAUCAACAUCCAGAACAAGAAGCUGGAGUCGCUGCUCCAGAGCAUGGAGAUGGCCCACAGCGGCUCCGUGAGGGAUGAACUGUGUCUAGACUUACCGUGCGGUUCCCCGAAGAAAAGCUUAGCUCUCAACACCCCUCUUGGCAAGAUGACAGACGGCUUAUCUGUGGAUGGGCAGGUCACAGAGGAGGGGGCCGACAGUGAGCUGCUGGUGGGAGACAGCAUGGCUGAUGGUGCAGAUCUGCUUGAUGAUGUGGUGACAGCCACCGCCAUAGAAUCUGGUGACCUGGAGCCAGUCCCUUCCUCCCCUGAGGCUCAAGUUCUUGAGCUCCUUCCUGUGGCGGUGGAGCAGGCUGUGCAGACUGAUGUGCUGCUGUUCAGCCCCACAGUCUCUGAGCUCAUUCAGCAUGUGCUCAAGCUCCAGGACUGCUGUCCCUCAAGCUCAGCCUCCCCCGAAGAAUCCGGGGCCGACUCCACGGAGAGCUUCCCAGAGUCCAUCUCUGCCUUAAUGCUUGAUUUAACGCCGAGAAGCCUGAACUCGGCCCUCCUCCUGUCUCCCGUGGAGACCUCAUACAGCAAGAGGGCUGCAGAAGCUCCUCCGAGCCGCCUCAUGAGAGAGCUGGAUUUUGUUUCCUACCCUGCAGAAGAAAGGUUGGACGGCGGUAUCCCGCUAUCUCAGGGGACCGUCGUGAGGCAGUACUGGAGCAGCAAUUUCUUGGUGGAUCUCCUGGCUGUGGGUGCUCCAGUGGUACCCACUGUUUUGUGGGCAUUCAGUACUCAGAGAGGGGGAGUAGAUCCCGUCUACAACAUUGGAGCCUUGCUCCGGGGCUGCUGUGUGGUUGCCCUGCAUAAUCUCCGCCGCACCGCCUUCCAUAUCAAAACCUAAGUCCAAGUGGUCACCGUGUGCCAAUUUGUCCGUGCAGCAUUGUGCCAGGUAGAGAAACAGCAGGUCGAUCUGUGGCAGUGUCUAGCCUGUUGUUUUGCCCCUCAGUAUUGGAUUUGCACUAUAGUUAGUUGAAGCCUGUUCACUGUUUGAAACCGGAGGUAUCUUCAAAGGCAUGGAGACCUGGUCCCAGUUAAUGUCCCAGCAGUGUGGUAUAGAAAGCAUGCUCGUGACCCUGCCGUGUCGUCUGAAGUACCCGUUUGUAUCCUAGUGGUUCAGGAAGAGAAAAUGCAAAGUUUGCACUUUCAAGACAGCAUCUCCAAGGCUGGCAUGUUAUCUCCUUGCUCUGCUUUGUGCCGUUUUCAAAUGUGUAAUUGUUCCAGCAUUCCAAUGGUCUUGUGCAUAGCAGGGGACUGUAACCAAAAAUAAAAAUGUACUUGUGUAACUGGUUCAAGAAGUCUUGAGUAGCUCUUUAGUGUUUACUUGGGGUUGAUAAGGUUUGAGUGUUUGCAGUUUUUUACUAAAUGUAGCUCAAGUCUUAAAUGGCUGUUUGUUCUUAAACCUGUUAAUUGAUGGAAUCGUAUGUAAGAUUACAAUGUACUAACUUAUUUUUUGCUUAUUAUAUAUAGUGUUUUAUUGGAAAUUGUUUGUAAGCACACACUUCAGCAUGAUGAAAAUAAAGACCUAUAGUGUUUUCCUUUAAAUAAAUGUUUUAUCCUCCUACAGAAAAA